UUUCUCCCUUGCAGCCGCGUCCUCCCUUCUCUCUCUCUCCCGACCUCUCGUCCCCUCUUUCUUCUUCUUCCCUCUGCAAGCGCCAGAAGCCACUAUCUCCGGCCACCACCUUGCAAAAUCGCCACCACCCAUCAAUGCAGCACGAAGAUGCGACCCAAACCCAAGAGAAAUUGAAGCCAUGCAUCGACCCCAACCUCUCUCUUUCGUUCUCCUUCUCUCUGACACCGCCGGAGACUCCAGCUCCGGCCACCAUCUCACCACACCAUCACCACUAAUCGAACCAGCACCAAAAUCUGACCAAAGCCCAACUGAGAUCACCACCAAGCAUCGUCGUUAAUCUCCACAGACGACCACCACAGUCCCGCCAGGUUGGCCGGCCAGAGCUUCCAUCUCCGACCAUCAUUUCAACACACCGCCGACACCAACGUGCCCAGACCAAACCGAGCAUUGAAACCCCAAAGUUUCGCUGACGAUCGACGCCGGAAGACUACCGCACGCAUCGUCACCGGAGUAUUGCCUCUGCAUGUCUUCGUUUUCCGUCCUCCAGUUCAAACCGAGCGAAACCACCAUCAAGAAUCGAGUCAGCGCCUUGUCAAACACCAAAACCCUAGGGCCCCGACCUCCGACUCAGACCAGAGCCGCCGUACGCGCUUCACGCGCCACUGCUGGCGUAUGAGCCACCGCAGCUCCACCGCUCAUGGAUGCCGAAUUUCCAGAUAGUUUCGAUUAGGUAAUUAUCUUACCCUCUCUUGGUUAAAACCCUGAUUUUCGAUGUGGAUUGAGAAGCCCUAAUCAACUGCUGUUUGAUUUGAGAAUUGAGGUUGAAGGAGUUCUGCAUUUUUGGAGGACUUCGGGUAUGUGGAGUUCGGGAAUUUGGAGUUUUGGAGGAGGAGGAGGAGCUGCUGGGUUAAUUUCAGUUGAAACUGGAGAAGGUGUUUACACGACUAUGGGUGGUGGAUUGCAGCAUUUGGAAUUAGCUUUCAGUUUGGAAAAGAAGAAUUGGACCCGAGCGUGUGCAUUUGGAAGUGGACAAAGUGUUGAAAGUCGAGAACGAACCCGAAUGUGGGCAAGCACUCCAAUUCCAGUGUGCAGGUUUCGAGCAUGUGGUCGGGAAGCGUACAGGGGAGGCACAUGGCACGGCUUGGCGCAUUUCUCUUUAGUUUCAUCAAAAGAAGGUACCAAAAAGUGCCACGUCGUCAGCAAAGAUACAAGUUGAAAUGAUAAAACGAAACUGAUAGGAUGUCGGAAUAGCCUCAUACAUAGUACGGCAGAGAAGUUAUGGCGGGAGCUUCACUGUCAUCACUGCAUUUGAAGAGCGCCGCUAUCAGAAUCAGGACAAGUAGUACAAUUGUUAAUGUCGCCAGUGCUACGGAGACCCAAACCAGUACUCGGGUCCAACUCCCCCAGAAGACCCGGAAUUCCAGGGUGUUAGUGCUCGGUGGAACCGGUCGGGUCGGAGGAUCCACUGCUAUUGCCCUCUCCAACCUCUGCCCCGACCUCCAAAUUAUCGUCGCCGGCCGGAACAGGGAGAAAGGCACUGAAAUGCUGACCACUCUUGGGGCGAACUCGGAGUUCUGUGAAGUCGAUAUUAACAAUGAAAAAUCAUUGGAAGCAGCUCUGGAAGAUGCGGAUCUUGUAGUUCAUGCUGCUGGCCCAUUCCAACAGGCAGAGAAGUGCACUGUAUUGGAAGCUGCCUUAAAGACCAAGACAGCCUAUGUUGAUGUUUGUGAUGAUACAGCCUAUGCAUUCCGUGCGAAAUCUUUCCACGAUAGAGCAGUUGCAGCUAAUGUUCCAGCCAUAACAACUGGUGGAAUAUAUCCAGGAGUGAGCAAUGUGAUGGCUGCAGAACUAGUUCGUGUCGCAAGAAGUGAAAACAAAGGAAAACCAGAAAGGCUAAGGUUCUUCUACUACACAGCAGGUACUGGUGGGGCUGGUCCAACCAUCUUAGCUACUAGUUUUUUGCUUCUUGGAGAGGAGGUUGUUGCAUUUAAUAAAGGAGAAAAGAUCAAACUAAGGCCAUAUAGUGGAAUGCUGAAGAUUGACUUUGGAAAAGGCAUUGGAAAGAAAGAUGUUUAUCUAUUGAAUUUGCCAGAGGUAAGAAGUACUCACGAGAUCCUAGGAGUACCUACUGUCAGUGCCCGGUUUGGAACUGCCCCCUUCUUUUGGAAUUGGGCAAUGGAAGCCAUGACUAUUCUUCCUGCAGAGUUGUUGAGAGACAGAAGCAAAGUCCAACAGAUGGUUCAAAUGUUUGACCCUGUAGUCAGAGCAGUUGAUGAGAUUGCUGGAGAGCGUGUAUCAAUGCGGGUUGAUUUGGACUGUUCUGGCGGCCGCAAUACAGUAAGUGUAUUCAGUCACAAGAGGCUUUCUGUAUCAGUUGGAACUGCAACAUCUGCAUUUGUUCUGGCAGUUCUUGAGGGAAGCACAAAGCCUGGAGUUUGGUUUCCAGAAGAGGCUGAAGGGAUUGCAAUUGAGGCAAGGGAAGUCCUUCUCAAACGUGCUGCACAAGGCACAAUAAAUUUUGUUACGAACAAGCCUGCAUGGAUGGUGGAGACAAAUCCGAAAGAGUUAGGGCUGGGAAUAUACGUGUGAUACUCAAACAGUAGUCACACUAGAAGUUCUUCUUCAGCUUGUCCACCCUGUUGCAGAGGUGGCAGAAAGUUUCACCUUUGUGGCAGUUGCAUACUUAUCGCAUUUUCCGGUACCAAGAUUCACAGAUAGUAGGCGUUUUCAGAAGUCAGAAACAUGUGCUAUGUCAUUACUUUGAACAAAAUCUGGAGACGGACAAUAGUGAUUUGCGCACUAUAUAUAUGGUAGUCUGUAGACUAGGAAACAAAGGGAAUGUAAGAUUUACAAUGCCUGUGGGAGUGACAUGGAUCUAGAUUUCUCAUUCUUUUCAUCGAUUAAGUAUACAGUCAAAAUCACCCAAAACGACAACAGGAAAAGAUAAACCCAACUAAUCUAGCUAAAAUUUCUGACCAUUUGAUAUUGUAAGUGUCUUUGUGGAUAUACCUAAAGCCAGCAAGCAGUGGAAGUAAAUUGUUGGUACAUAA
Messenger RNA from Rosa rugosa (rugosa rose), 3050 nucleotides. RefSeq lists its product as uncharacterized. Bases 1279 to 2589 code for a protein of 436 amino acids. NCBI's taxonomy places the organism in Eukaryota, Viridiplantae, Streptophyta, Magnoliopsida, Rosales, Rosaceae. The record is from RefSeq and is a predicted model, not a curated record. The transcript is spliced from 18 exons.